AUUUGACAGCGUUAACGUUACCCGCCACAGUUGGCGAGUGUUAAUUUCAAACCCUGGUUACAACUUUAAAAUACAGCGUCCGAUUAAAGGACACUGUGAUCAGCCUAACAGUCGUACUGCAAAUGAGAGAGUCUUCCACUGCUGACACCGUCAGCAGCAGCGUGAUGAGCCGCGACAGACGAAAUCUGCAGUGAAACCGAGUCAGAAACGGGACAGCUGCUGCUGCACUGGAACGCGUGUCAGUGCACUGGAGCACUAAUAACUUCAUCUUAACAUUAAACUCGUCCUGUCAUGAUGAUGAUCUUGUGCUUGGAAACCAUUACCUGCACACUGUUGUUCCUUUCACCUUUUGUGACCACCUACCCAGCCGAGUUGGAGAAAGGACGGAGGAGAGUGGUUCAUGUAAUGGAGGACGAUACUGGGGCAGUGAUAGUCCAGACUGCUCCAGGUAAGGUGGUCACUCAUCGUGGUGGCACUAUCACCCUUCCCUGUCGUUACCACCAUGAACCAGAGGACGUAGACCCUAACCGCAUCCGCAUCAAAUGGACAAAGGUUUCUGAUGCAUUUCAGUUUGAAGACGUGUUUGUUGAACUGGGGCGACAACAGAAGGCAUUUGGGUCCUACCGUGGCCGCUUGUCUCUGGAACGGGCAGGGCCAGGAGAUGCUUCAGUUAUUAUUCACAACAUCACCUUGCAAGACUACGGCCGCUAUGAGUGUGAGGUCACCAAUGACAUGGAGGAUGACAUGGGAUUUGUCAAUCUCGACCUUGAAGGUGUGGUGUUCCCAUACUACCCUCCAUCCGGACGCUACAAGCUGAACUUCCACCAGGCAGAGGAAGUGUGCCGACAGCAAGAUGCAAUUCUGGCCUCCCAUGCACAACUACACAAGGCUUGGCUUGAGGGGUUGGACUGGUGCAAUGCCGGUUGGUUAGAGGACGGCUCAGUCCAGUACCCCAUCUCCCAUCCUCGAGACCAAUGUGGCCGCAAGGAUAGCCCUCCCGGUGUCCGCAACUAUGGCUACAGGCACAAAGACGAUGAACGCUAUGAUGCUUUCUGCUUUACCUCGAACCUCAACGGACGUGUUUACUUUCUCAAACGUUUUAAGAAGGUAAACUACCUUGAGGCAGUAAAGGCAUGUCAACGUGAUGAUGCAGUGAUUGCCAAGGUUGGACAACUAUAUGCCGCAUGGAAGAUCCAGCUCUUGGACAGGUGUGAGGCAGGCUGGGUGGAAGAUGGCAGCAUUCGUUACCCCAUCGUCAAUCCUAGGACCCGCUGCGGGGGCUCGGAGCCCGGUGUUCGAAACCUAGGUUUCCCUGAUAAGAAGUUCCGCCUCUAUGGAGUCUACUGCUACCGUAGGAACACUGAUAUACAGUCAACACAAGCUCAGAAAGAAACCACAACUAAACCGGCUAACAGCACUAAAAGUAUCUGAAAUGACAAAUUACUAGCAUCAUGGCUUCCAUGGUUGACAGACAAGGCUUUGCACAUCUGCUAGACUACUAGGUAACUUGGGUAAUGCUGAACUCGGGGCAAAACUGAGCUUUUUAAUAAUUUCAAUUACUUGCUUGAAAUGAGGUGUCAAUAACCUCUUAAUUCUUCUCUCAGUAACAUUACUAGGCAAUAAUAUGGCACAAUGUAUUAGCUUAAUUGUUUCACAAUAUACCCUGCAUGCAGAGAAAACAGAACUUAGCCUUCAGGUUUUCAAUUUCUUUUAUUUUGCUGUUUCCCAGUAAAGACAAUAACAACUUUAAUUAGCGCUAAGAAAGUAGGAAAGCUAAUUUAGCCUUAUAACGAGUGCAGCACAUAAGCAAUAGCCCUUAUUGAUCUGACAAUGAGAAAGUGAUAAUGGACUAAACUUGUAUCAGAUGCUAGCAUGAACUGGCUAAUUUGGCUGGGCUUAGUUUGCUUAUUAAAAUGAACUUUCACAGUUGUUGCUAUCUAAGCAAGUAGCAAAACUGAUUAGCUUUGCCAAUUACUAUGCACAUAACACUUGACACUCAUUUUUUAUACAUUUUGAAUGACCUUGCAAGCAAUAACAGAAUUAGGCAUGAUAUUUUCUAGAUGUUUAUUAUUGCUAAAAUAUUGUGAAUGACAGAUUUACGUCAGCUGCUUUACUACCUCUUAGUGGUUGAUUGCACUGUUUGUUCAGUAUUGCACAAUAUUGUCUAUGAUGAUGCAUUUUAGAUUAAAGUUAUUUACCUGUU
Molecule: messenger RNA, 2203 nt
Organism: Cyprinus carpio (common carp)
Lineage: Eukaryota; Metazoa; Chordata; Actinopteri; Cypriniformes; Cyprinidae
Product: hyaluronan and proteoglycan link protein 4-like
Biological process (GO): cell adhesion
Molecular function (GO): hyaluronic acid binding
Source: RefSeq, a predicted model, not a curated record